Molecule: messenger RNA, 1148 nt
Organism: Brassica napus (rape)
Lineage: Eukaryota; Viridiplantae; Streptophyta; Magnoliopsida; Brassicales; Brassicaceae
Product: probable WRKY transcription factor 41
Exons: 3
Coding region: 55-1047 (330 amino acids)
Biological process (GO): regulation of DNA-templated transcription
Cellular component (GO): nucleus
Molecular function (GO): transcription cis-regulatory region binding; DNA-binding transcription factor activity
Source: RefSeq, a predicted model, not a curated record
CUUCUUUGAUCGGAAACAUUGGCACUGACCAAAUUACACUUUUGGUGAGAUAAUAUGGAUAUGUCGAACUGGGAGCAGAAGAAUUUGCUAAGUGAGCUGGUUCAUGGGCUGAAGGCGGCAAAGCAGCUCCAAGCUGAGCUCGGAACAGCUCCUUCUCCGCCACCACCAUCGUUGUCUUCUUCUUCCUUAUGUAUGACGACGGAGAUGAGAGAAACCCUCCUACAUCAGAUCGUUUCUUCCUAUGAGAAAGCUAUUUUGAUGCUCAACGGUUCCAGCGUAGUACACAGUCAGAUGGCGGAGAUGGUAAAUCUUGCGGCGAAUCCUGUAGCUAACACCGGUAAAGUUCCAGAAUCUCCGACUUCGAUCAACGGAAGUCCGAGAAGUGAAGAGUUUAUUGAUGGCGGAGGAUCGAAAGAUUACAACUUGAGCUCUAAAAAGAGGAAGAUGUUGCCAAAGUGGACAGAGCAAGUGAGAAUUAGCCCAGAGAGAGGCUUAGAAGGACCUCAUGAUGAUGUCUUCAGCUGGAGAAAAUAUGGCCAGAAAGACAUUUUAGGCGCCAAGUAUCCAAGGAGUUAUUACAGAUGUACAUUUCGUAACACACAGAAUUGUUGGGCCACGAAACAGGUCCAGAGAUCGGACGAUGAUCCUACGAUCUUCGAUUUGACAUACAAAGGAAAACACACUUGCUCACAGGGAAUCCCACCUCGGGAUAAGCCAGACACUACACCAAACACAACACUCAUAAAUUACCAAAAUGACCUUCUCGCCAAUCUCAGGACCAAUCUUUCUGUCCGUACCAACGGGAUCGAGAGCGACGGUUUCUCAUUCCCAGUUACGCCACCGUUUUACUCGUACGAGUCCGAUUUCGGCAACGGUGGUGGAACGUUCUGCGACAUGGGAAAUUAUUCUCGUCCGUCGGAUUUUACGGGAUUGGUCUCCACUAAUACCUCUACAGGAAGUUCUCCAAUUUUCGAUGUGGAUUUUCAGUUUGAUCCAACGGCCGAGAUUAACACUGGUCUCCACACAUUUCUCCAUGAUUCGGUUUAACUUCAAUUAGGGAUUAAAAUAUUCUUUGAGAUUAUUAAUAUAGUACAAAAUAAGGAUUACUGUUUGACAAAAAUAAAACAUUUUGGAUUUUUAACGUAAAA